UCAUCAAAACCCCAUCCAAUUCGAAACCCCUCUCGCCUCGCCAUUUCAGCUUCACCUACGCCCCUCCUCCACUUCGCGGCCGGCCAACCCACCUCUUCCCUCGGCAGCCAUGGCCACCGCAGCGCGCGCCGUCGUCGCCGCCCGCCCGGCGCGGCCGCUCCUCCCGUCUCGGCGCCUCCCGUCCUAUUCCUCCGCCCGCCCCCCGCGGCAAAGCGGCGGCGGAGUCGGGUCCGUCCGCUGCAUGGCACGGCGGCCGGACUCCUCCUACUCGCCGCUGCGUUCGGGGCAGGGAGGUGACCGUGCGCCGACGGAGAUGGCGCCGCUGUUCCCCGGGUGCGACUACGAGCACUGGCUCAUCGUCAUGGACAAGCCCGGGGGCGAGGGGGCCACCAAGCAGCAGAUGAUCGAUUGCUACAUACAGACCCUUGCCCAGGUCGUAGGGAGUGAGGAGGAGGCGAAGAAGAGGAUAUACAACGUGUCCUGCGAGCGCUACUUCGGGUUCGGGUGCGAGAUUGACGAGGAGACUUCCAACAAGCUCGAAGGCCUUCCAGGUGUUCUUUUUGUGCUUCCUGACUCUUAUGUUGAUGCUGAGAACAAAGACUAUGGUGCUGAGUUAUUCGUAAAUGGGGAAAUCGUUCAGCGAUCACCAGAGAGGCAGAGAAGGGUGGAGCCAGUACCUCAGAGAGCCCAAGAUAGGCCACGGUACAGCGACCGGACCCGCUAUGUGAAGCGGAGGGAGAACCAGUCUUACCAGCGGUGAUGUUGCCCUUUUUGAAGAUAGAAGAUGUUGUCAUUUCCACAAAGUGUCUAAAUGCAAUGCUGGAGGUGCAGCAGCAACUUCCACAAGGCCACAACCCACAUGACAAUCACUAUUCACUCCCAUUGUGUUAGCUGGCCCUUGUAACGUUGCGUGCUUAUGCAUUUGGACUUGUAUCCCUAGUCUAUAUGAAGUUAUUAUGAACUCCUGAAUGUUUUUAACCUCUGUCUGUCUGCCUCCUUGUCACCCUCCCUUUUGUGUACUUGCAUUUGCAUGUUGUAGCAAGUAUUAAUAAUAAUCAGAUAUUCAGAUGACA
Messenger RNA from Setaria italica (foxtail millet), 1073 nucleotides. Its product is annotated as multiple organellar RNA editing factor 2, chloroplastic. NCBI's taxonomy places the organism in Eukaryota, Viridiplantae, Streptophyta, Magnoliopsida, Poales, Poaceae. The transcript is spliced from 4 exons. The record is from RefSeq and is a predicted model, not a curated record. The coding region runs from base 110 to 760 and encodes 216 amino acids. Gene Ontology annotation, cellular component: mitochondrion. Gene Ontology annotation, biological process: mitochondrial mRNA modification; cytidine to uridine editing.